Molecule: messenger RNA, 1328 nt
Organism: Xyrauchen texanus (razorback sucker)
Lineage: Eukaryota; Metazoa; Chordata; Actinopteri; Cypriniformes; Catostomidae
Product: surfeit locus protein 1-like
Exons: 9
Coding region: 166-1098 (310 amino acids)
Biological process (GO): mitochondrial respiratory chain complex IV assembly
Cellular component (GO): mitochondrion; membrane
Source: RefSeq, a predicted model, not a curated record
UACAGUUAAAACAUUCUCUUGACAUCAGAACAUGAUGUCUAUGCAUCAGAAGGCAUGUUAUAUACAGUAGGUGACGGUAAUACUCCUAAAGAGUAAACGGCCAUUAAUAAUAAGAAGAAGAGAAGGCAUGUUAUGUAUUUGACCUAAGAGCAAACUAUAGUCAUCAUGAGCAAUUUCAGAUUAUUGUUGAUGUUCUCUAAUAACACGUUCAGGGCUGUUCGAGGCAGCACUGUCAUCAUCUCACCCAAGAGGACAUUGUUCGUAACACGACAUGGUUUAUUCAGACGUGAAGAUGCUCAAGUGCUUCAGUGUAAACUAGGCAGAUUCAGUCGUCAGUCAAGUUCCACUGUCGCUGGAACAGAGAAGAGUGAAGACUCAUUUCUGAAGUGGUUUCUCUUGUUGAUACCUGCCACCACCUUUUGUCUCGGGACGUGGCAGUUGAAACGCAGGAAGUGGAAGUUGGAGCUUAUCCGUGAACUCCAGAGCCUGACAAAUUCAGAGCCUAUCCCUUUGCCUGUAGAUCCAAUGGAAAUGAAAGAGCUGGAGUAUAGGCGAGUGAAGGUGCGUGGAUGUUUUGAUCACUCCAAAGAGCUGUACGUCCUGCCCCGCUCCCCUGUGGAUCCUGACAGAGAGGCUCGAGAGGCAGGCAGGAUUUCUUCCAGCGGGGAGAGUGGUGCUAAUGUUAUUACACCUUUCUACUGCACCGAUCUGGGGAUCACCAUCUUGGUGAACAGAGGUUAUGUCCCCAAAAAUAAAAUUAGACCAGAAACCAGGAUGAAGGGACAGGUGACUAAGGAAGUGGACCUAGUUGGUGUGGUGCGUUUAACAGAGCAACGGAAACCAUUUGUCCCUCAAAAUUACGUGGAGGCUAACAAGUGGUACUUUCGUGACCUGGAGGCCAUGGCGAAGGUCACUGGUGCUGAGGAGAUCUUCAUUGAUGCAGUGUUUGACAGCACAAUACCUGGUGGACCAAUAGGAGGGCAGACUAGAGUGACUUUGAGGAAUGAACACAUGCAAUAUGUCAUCACAUGGUAUGGACUGUGUGCUGCUACCUCCUACAUGUGGUAUGCUAAGUUCAUCAAACGUAUUGUAUUGUAAAAACUGCAGUACUAUGCCCUGAUGUAUGCUGUAUAGAAAAGCAAAGCUAUUAUGGACUUUGAUUUGUUAAUAAAGCCUUUGAGAACACAAGCAAUUGUCAUAAUUAAUGCUUGGAAAAUGUAUAGUACUUAAACAUAUUAUAUGGAUGCAAUGACACCUUCAGGACAUCUUAUGCUUUGUAUUAAGGACAAAUUUAAAUACAAAUAUAAAUUUGAAAUGCCUGAAUGUUA